Molecule: messenger RNA, 865 nt
Organism: Pollicipes pollicipes
Lineage: Eukaryota; Metazoa; Arthropoda; Thecostraca; Pollicipedomorpha; Pollicipedidae
Exons: 5
Coding region: 53-385 (110 amino acids)
Source: RefSeq, a predicted model, not a curated record
AGCAUGAAGCCGGGGCCGCGUCGCCCACACGACCAGUCAUCAGUCGACGGGAAUGUUCUCCAAAAUCAUCCUCAUCUGCAUCGUGGCCGGCAUACUCAGCCACGUCACAACAGCUGGUCCAGCAGAUGUAAAGCCUACUAAAUGUAAAACUGAUGGCGACUGCAAAGACAUCGAUAAGCCGUACUGCGGAGAUAAGAAAUGUCGCGUCGUGACGACGAAGUGUCGCUCUGGUGAGCUGGGAGUGGCUGGCUGCAACAAGUGCUUCUGUGUAACGAACGAUUGGGGAUGCGAAAAGAAGAACUGCGAACCAAAGUUUAAUCAUACGGGAGCUGUACCGUGCGAGGACGAGCCGGACUUCCCGCCUUGCAAGAAAUUCUGGCAGUGAAUGCGUCACAACCUGACAAACGCAAGCAUUAUGGGAUGGUGGAGACAGAAGGAGCUGCAUGGAGAGAAUACCAACACGUCGGCAGCAUACGUCGCAGUGCGUCAUUUCCGAGCCAAAACGGUGUUUUAUGUGCAAGUGCGUCGUCCUGAUGUGUUCGUUACGCUACCUAGGGUGAUUUCAGUGACCUAGCUUCUGCAUCAAGCUGUUUUUAUGACAAGGGAAACCUGCUACGCGGGAAAGAAUGCGAGUCCUAAAGCUGGACUUAGCGUAUGAACACGCUGUGUGCUUGGAAGUCAGGGGUGUCCAGAAUUUGUUUCCAAGAACCUGAGGAACUGGCUAUUUUAGAUGGUCACUACUCCAGCUAAUAUCAAACCACACCAAUCAAGACUGUUCAAUUUGCACGUUCGCUUGAAAGAGUUCGUACGCGCGAUUGCCCUUUCAGUCGGCCGCUUGAGGGAAUAAAAGCGUAGGUGGCCAUCG